Diceros bicornis minor is the source of this 2421-nucleotide messenger RNA. It is a transcript of the gene CNOT8, whose product is annotated as CCR4-NOT transcription complex subunit 8. Gene Ontology annotation, cellular component: CCR4-NOT complex; P-body; CCR4-NOT core complex. NCBI's taxonomy places the organism in Eukaryota, Metazoa, Chordata, Mammalia, Perissodactyla, Rhinocerotidae. The transcript has 7 exons. Gene Ontology annotation, molecular function: nucleic acid binding; poly(A)-specific ribonuclease activity. The record is from RefSeq and is a predicted model, not a curated record. The coding region runs from base 174 to 1052 and encodes 292 amino acids.
CUAGGAGCAGAUCCGGGGCAGGAGGGGAGCGCUGGAUUAGGGGCUGUUGCUGCAGCUGCUCGGGAGUCGCCCGUCAGCCCGCGGUUCGCGGGCCCUGCCGGUCAGGAUCAGAUCAACCAUUGGCUUGCCCUCUAACAUAGUCAACUGAAAGCAACUUUUCAAGUUUCUUCAGGAUGCCUGCAGCACUUGUGGAGAAUAGCCAGGUUAUCUGUGAAGUCUGGGCCAGCAAUCUAGAAGAAGAGAUGAGGAAGAUCCGAGAAAUUGUGCUCAGUUACAGUUACAUUGCCAUGGACACAGAAUUUCCAGGGGUUGUUGUGCGACCAAUUGGCGAAUUUCGUAGUUCCAUAGAUUACCAGUAUCAGCUUUUACGGUGCAAUGUUGACCUUUUAAAAAUUAUCCAGCUGGGCCUUACAUUCACGAACGAGAAGGGAGAAUAUCCUUCUGGAAUCAACACUUGGCAGUUCAACUUCAAAUUCAACCUUACAGAGGAUAUGUACUCCCAGGAUUCCAUAGAUCUCCUUGCUAACUCAGGACUGCAGUUUCAGAAGCAUGAAGAGGAAGGGAUUGACACAUUGCACUUUGCAGAGCUGCUUAUGACAUCAGGGGUAGUUCUCUGUGACAACGUCAAAUGGCUUUCAUUUCACAGUGGCUAUGAUUUUGGCUACAUGGUAAAGUUACUUACAGAUUCUCGUUUGCCAGAAGAGGAGCAUGAAUUCUUUCACAUUCUGAACCUUUUCUUCCCAUCCAUUUAUGAUGUGAAAUACCUGAUGAAGAGUUGCAAAAAUCUUAAGGGAGGUCUUCAGGAAGUUGCUGAUCAGUUGGAUUUGCAGAGAAUUGGAAGGCAGCACCAGGCAGGCUCAGACUCGCUGCUGACGGGAAUGGCAUUCUUCAGGAUGAAAGAGUUGUUUUUUGAGGACAGUAUUGAUGAUGCCAAGUACUGUGGGCGGCUCUAUGGCCUAGGCACAGGAGUGGCUCAGAAGCAGAAUGAGGAUGUGGACUCUGCCCAAGAGAAGAUGAGCAUCCUGGCGAUCAUCAACAACAUGCAGCAGUGAUGGCGGCAGGCUCUGUAGGAUCGGCCCGAUCCAGAGUGGUGCUUACUGUGCUGUGUAUACUUACCUUCCUCCCCAAGAGAAAGUGCUUCUUGUGAGCAAACUGUACCUACCAUCUGCAUUGAGCAGAAAGACUUUUGUUUUACUGAAGACAAAAGAUGUCUUUAUUUUAGAUCCAGAAGAGGGGAGUUUGCUCUGAAUUUGUAAACGAGUCUUCCCUAUUCCUCAUCCCCAAGCCUCUCCUCUCCGGUUGCCUCCUGCCACCAGCAUCCAUGGCGCAUUUGACACCUUUUUAAAUAUCCAGGACCAGUGAGAGACAAACUAGUAUAAUGUAUAUAACUCUUACCUGUUGUUAUUCUUUUUCUUUUAAAUUUUUUGCUAAUCUCUGAGGAUGAAGACUUCUUGCUAUGAUUCUCAGCUGAGCUGAGGGCUUCUGGGGAAAGUGGAACAAAAUGGUGUUCUUGGGAAGUGGGUUAUAGAUGUUGAGUCUUUCCCUUCCUUCCUUGCCUUUUUUUGACCCUUCUCGAGGGCGUUUGCUUUCCUCACACUUUGUUAGUCUGUUUUUAGGUACUGUUAUAUGGAAAUGAAUUACUCAGUGCUAAAAUUUGAAGACCAGAUAAUGAAAAUUUUUCUUAAAAAACAAAAUACUGAAUCUGUCUCCCCUUCAUUCAUGAGGAACUCCAGAAUGGGUAUUAAGUUAACCACUUAAGUGUCUUUAAGUCUAUGUUCCACUGUGCCACUGAGAUUUGCUGUCACAUGUGCAUCAUUUAAAGUUUUCAUAUAAUAAAAGAGCCUGGAUUUGAUCCUGAAGGAAAUUAGUAGAAUCAGAUUUUUGGAUCAUAAGUCUGUUGUAUUUUCAGUCAUGUGAUUUCAGAUGGUCAUCUGUAUUCUCCCACCUCACUUCUGUUUUCCCUGCUUUUCCUUUCAGCAAACCUGAGAAGUUAGGGAAAUGGAUUAAUGUGAGUACCAGGAGUGUCUUUAAAAAGUUAGUAGUGGUUACAUGUAAACAGGGCAGUAAGGAAUUUGGUUUAUAGAGUUUUCUUGGAGUAAUAUCCCACAACUGGGGUAGGAAGCUCAGGACUGUGAUUUUUCUUUUUUAACUAGUUGUUUAAAAAGUACACAGUUUUUUUUUUCUUCAAAUGAAUAUAAUGUGGCUAAUUUCAAAAGACCAAAAUCCCCUUUGGAGUAGUGGAAAUGAAAACUGGUAACUCACUGAAGUGGAUGAAUAGUCUUACAUUUUAAAAGCUUAUGGAAAACUGACUUUGAAAUGAUUCAAAAAUUUCAGGUAUUAUAAGCUGAUAUUUAAGAUGCUUGUAAAUAUUAUUUAUGUUUUUAAUUUUGUAAAAUAAAGAUUUCUUUUUAACCACUGGCA